AUGAGUAUUAGUGAGAAACUAGAGAAUGUUCUCAAAGAAAUCCAAAAUCAAAUUGAUAUUAUUGAUAGUCAUCUGAAAGAGAUUUCUUUAAAUAAUUAUGACCCCAGCUUUGAAGAAUAUUUAUUAUGUACCAAAGAAGAGCUUGAGCAAAAAAAAACUACUCUUGUUAAGGAAUUCUCAGAUAAUGCGAUUUAUGAAACUACUAAAAUAAUAAACGAUGACAAAUCUAAUUGUCCGGAUAUAGAGGAUACAGAUGAAAAAGCUCGAAAGCAUGAUGAAUCGCCAAGUAAUUACCCAAUCCCUGAUGAGAGUCCUAUUAGCGAAAUACUGAAUCUGAAUAAUCGAAAGCUAAAUAAAUCAUCAACACAGCCGCUGAUUUUUGCAGAUACUAAAACCCUUAACAGCCCUAAAUUAAAUGAAUCAUGAAUAAAAAAUAGAAGAUAUGAAAACCGAUCAAAUACUAAUCAUGAAGAUUCCACUAUUAAUCCAUUUGAAUUAUUAGAAGAAAAUGAUAUGGACUUGAAAUUAGAUUUUUCUAAACCAAAAACAUUGAUAAAACGCUUACACACAGAUAAAGAGGGGCAAAAACAAUUUAUUUUUAAGUCUGCAAGUUUAAAAUCAGAAUCGCCCAAAAUUUUUCAUAGAGAAGAAAAAGAAGACAAGAGUAAUCAAAUUUUUAAAUCAGCAAAUAAAGAAGGGCCACCCAAAAAUUUACAAAAAGAAGGAAUAGCAAUUAUUGAAAAGGAUCAAAAUCAAGCCGUUCCCAAAUCAACUAUUUUAGAAAAUGAUCCAGCUAAAAACUCUUUGAAAGAAAUAGCUGAUAGCUCAAAUGCAGAAAGAACAUCAGGCUGCUUCUCAAAACAUGAUUUGGACGUAGAGCUUGUAAAUUCAAUUGAUGAAUUAAUGAAAACAGAUAAGACACAGGAAAUCGUUCAAAAUAUUGAUAAUUUGCAAAUUUCUCAAAAUAAUAGCUCUUUAUCUUGAAAAAGUAAAAAGUUUCGCUUAUUCUUAGAGGGUUUUAAAAUUAAAUUUAAAAAAAUCCCAAAUAAAAGUAAGUAAAUAAAAUUUGAUUUAUAAAAUUAAUAAAUUAGCAAAAUAUAAUUAUAAUAGUUAUAUUUACUGCGAAAAUAUGACUAAUCUAAUAGCUUUGUUUGAUAACUAAGAGAGUAAGAAAACUAGCCAGCAAUUAUCUAAUAAUAAGAGUCCUGAGAGAGCUCAGCACAAUGAAAAGAUCCCCAGGAGUGACCGAAAUACUCAUAAAUUUGGCCAAAAUUCAAAACGAAGAACAAUAAAACCUCCAAUUACAAUUGAUAUUGAUAGAAGCAUAAAUGAAGAAAAUCUUGACGAAUUAAGCAUCUUAGAGCUUCAAAAAUUAAUAGAAACCUACAACGGAGGAGUUGAUAUCCAGAAAUCUAAAGAAGUUAUUGUUAAAUUAUCUGAAAUUAAAAACAAAGCCCAUGAAGAAAUCUUAAAAAUAAGGGAAAAAAUAGUAAAUGAAAAGGAGAAAAAAAUUGGAAAUUUUGAAUCUUUGCUGUCUCGACUAGCCACACCAGAUACAGAGCCAUCACCGAAAUCAGCUGAUGAUUGUAAAUCUAUUAUGGACGACACAGCUAAUAUUAAGCUAGGCUUGCCUCCUCUAUCAAGAUCAAGAUUAAAUCCAAAUAAUUCCAAAAGCAGCUCAAAUUCUCCAAGGCCAGCUACAAGUGAAAAUAUAAUCAAAGGAAAGCCUCCAACAAGCAGCUUUCCAAGGCCACAAACAGCAGUCAUAGAAAAGAAAGUUAACUCCCCCCUUCGAAAGCGAACAAAAAUAUUUAUCAGUUCACGGAGGGGGUUAAUUUUUUAUAUAUAAAUUUUAUUUUCGAAAUUUAAAAAAAUAUUGGUUUGUAAAAAUUGAAGGCAAAUAUUUAUUUAAUUUGUAAAAUUAUGUUUUAAAAUGCAAUUUGUUUAAAAAUUAAACAGAAUAAGCUAGAGAUUUUAUGAUACUAAUUAUCACUUAUAUAAAAAAUUGUUUUGUUCACUCACGGGGGGUGGAUUUUUGGGCAUAAAUAGGGUUUUUCCAAUGGUUUGUUCGCUUGGAGGAGUAAAAAGGUUUUAUUAGAAACUAAAAGUAAUGGAAAACCAAAUAAUGUGAUAAUUAGGACAAGACUUCAUCAAUCAAAUAGCCCUGCUAAGCAUCAUAAAACUAGCAACACAGGAGAAAUCAGAGUAGAUGCUCUACCUAAAAAAGACAAAACUGUAAGAAUUAUAUAGAAUGACAUGGUAAGCGUACUAGCUGGGCUGCCCACAAGAAUUAUCCCAGAUGUCAUAAAAUCCAUAAGAAGAUCACGCAGCUUUACAGACUUAAAAACUUCAGGCAGCACAACACCUAUUACAUUGUCCAAAAAACUCUCUAGAGCUGAGCUAUCUCCACAUGAUUAA
Messenger RNA from Blepharisma stoltei, 2418 nucleotides. The record is from the annotation of a GenBank genome assembly. Lineage: Eukaryota; Ciliophora; Heterotrichea; Heterotrichida; Blepharismidae.